GCUUCGGCAGUCAUUGCUUGAUAAGACUGCUUAAACUACACCUCCUUUCCCCUGUGUCUGUUACACUGCUCAUCUUACUCCUCAGUGACAGGUCAGCUAAGGAGGCUUUUGCCCCAACAUGGCUUUUCCCAAAUUCUUCGAUUUUUUCAAAUCAAUUCGUCAACGAGACAGUCCGGUGGCUCAGGAGAAAGAGUCCACAAAGAAAACGGAUGAGCAGAAGUGCCUUUGGGAUUUAGAUGCAAUUUUUGAGAAAAAGGAUGAAGAAGACGUGAAAUGUGUAAACGUUCUCAUUGUGGGUGCCGGAAGUCGUGGAAGUUGCUACACAUUUUAUGCCGUGCAAUUCCCGAAACGGAUGAAGGUAGUUGGUGUGGCAGAUCCUCGUUCUUGUGCUAGGGAAAAGAUCAGAGAUAUGUUUAACAUUGAUGAAGACAAACUUUUUGAAGACUGGACAGUUGCAGUUGAGAGAGAAAAAUUUGCAGAUGCCGUGAUAAUAGCGACUCCAGAUAGGGCACACAAGGAUCCUGCAAUAGCAUUUGCUAGAAGAGGUUACCAUAUUUUAUUGGAAAAACCCAUGGCUGUAACUCCUGAAGAUUGCUGUGAAAUUGUAUCUACGUGCAAAGAGAACGGCGUCAUGCUUGCAGUUGGUCAUGUUAUGCGAUAUCAUCCAGUCUCACAGAAAAUAAAGGAGCUUAUGGAUUCUGGUGCCAUUGGGGACAUUGUGCACAUUCAACAUAUGGAGCCUGUUGGACACUGGCAUUUUGCACACUCCUUUGUCAGAGGGAACUGGAGAAAUGAAAAGGAAAGCACGUUUUCUCUGCUAGCCAAGUCAUGUCAUGAUAUCGAUCUAAUAUGUUACUGGAUGGGAAAGAAAAGAUGUGUAAAGGUAUCGUCAUUUGGAUCAUUAUCCCAUUUUACUAAAGAAAACAAGCCCAAAGAUGCAGGCAGCCGCUGCUUAGAUUGUUCCGUUGAGGAGACUUGUCCAUAUUCUGCAAAGAAGAUUUAUCUGGAGAAAGCUGAAUCGGGGAUGUUCUGUUGGCCUAUAACUGUCGUGUGCAAUGAUGGGAUCUAUGAUAUUGAAUCACUGACUAAAGCCUUAAAGACCGGUCCAUAUGGAAGAUGUGUCUAUGAGUGCGAUAAUGAUGUUGUCUCAAACCAGGUUGUUAACAUGGAAUUUGAAGGUGGAUUGACUGCUGCUUUUACAAUGAUGGCUUUUACCCAUGCCCUUGGUGCCAGAGUUACAACUGUCUAUGGAUCUAAGGGAGAAAUACGCUGCAAAGGAUCAACAAUUGAAGUUUGUGACUUUGUGACAAAAACGACCUACACCGUUCCAGCUAUGCACCGUGUAAUGAUCCCUAUGCAACUCAUGGCACAUAGUGGAGCAGACUAUUACCUCAUCAGCAGUUUUAUUUCAGCAGUCGCAAAAGACGAUCCAUCUCUCAUUCAGACCGGCCCAGAUGAAACUCUUAGAAGCCACCUUCUUGUGUUUGAAGCUGAGCGAUCCCGGAGAGAGAGUUGUGUUGUGCAAUUCAACGACGACGACAACGACAAGGAAUAAAUAGUAGAAAUGUAUUAUGAAAAGUAACUUUCUAUGUUUACAAUUUAGAUCACUACACAAUGAAUAUGCUUAUACCAAAAUGAAUGUCUUAAUAUAUUCAACAAAACACAAUAUGAAAUGACUGAUUCCAUCAAGGGUUCUCAAUUGGUUUUAAAAGGAAUGUUUGACUGUUUUCAGUCUUUAAUGAGAUUCAGCAGGAGUCCUUGAAUGGUUUCGACAGGAGUCCUGGCUUUCCCCAGCACCCAUAGCCUUAAGCUACUUAGACAAUGCAGAACUCACACUUCUGCAUUAUCAGCUUUGAAUCUAUCAAACUGUGGAUGUCAAUUUAUUAAGCCCACCAACCUCCCCCCCUCCAGGUUGGAUGGAGUCACAUUCGAUAAUGAAGAAGUGUAAUAUGUGUAUUAUCAAUAUGGCUUCGGAGAAGGCAGAUUUUUGGUGGCAGGGAGAGUUUUAUUUUUGUCAAACCACUCCAGAACAACUUGACAGGAAAUUGUGACUGCACCAAUAGAUUCAUACAACCAUAACCACUACAAUGAGCUUUGGUAGUUGUGGUGCAACUUGCGCCUGUUUAAUUAUAAUUGCACUAUGUAUAAGAAGAUGAUUACAAAAUUCUAAACAAAAACUGUUUAAUCAUGUUUUUUUUUAAAA
Pelobates fuscus (common spadefoot toad) is the source of this 2203-nucleotide messenger RNA. RefSeq lists its product as uncharacterized. The record is from RefSeq and is a predicted model, not a curated record. The transcript has 15 exons. Lineage: Eukaryota; Metazoa; Chordata; Amphibia; Anura; Pelobatidae. Gene Ontology annotation, molecular function: nucleotide binding. Bases 119 to 1555 code for a protein of 478 amino acids.